UCUAAUAGAGACGAUAUUAGUUGAUCGUUGGACAAAGUACUAGUCGUUUGGUUCUUCCGAAACUAUCAUGGUGUUCCUCUCAAGUGAUUCCUGGUGGAGCCAUGUGUCCGCUGGUCCUCCGGAUGUGAUGCUGCAAAGCGGUGAAGCUUACGCGAGAGAUCCGCAUCCUGAGAAAGUGGACCUGAGCGCUGGCGCCUAUCGAGAUGAUUCAGGAAAGCCAUGGGUGCUGCCUUGUGUUCGCGAGGCCGAGAAGAAGCUGGUGGCGAAAAACCUCGACAAGGAGUAUCUGCCCAUUGACGGUUACCCGGACUUCUGUUUGAACAGCGUCAAGCUGGUGCUCGGCGAGAAGUCGGAGCUGUUGGCAGAAGGGAAAGUCGCGAUGGUCCAAGGAGUUGCUGGCACUGGUGGACUUCGUGUCACACUAGAAUUCAUUUCCCAAUUUCACAGAGGUGUUCAAGAGAUAUGGUCCAGUGAUCCGACCUACGGUGCUUACGAGGGAGUUCUGCGACAUCUUGCAUCUGUUAAAAAAUACCGCUACUACGACUAUCACAAGAAAUGUCUCGACUUUACUGGUUUCCUCGAAGACAUCGGGCGAAUGCCAGAGGGAUCGAUUAUCCUGCUUCAACCCUCCGCGCACAAUCCCAGCGGCGUGGAUCCGACUCUGGAACAAUGGGCUAAAAUAUCGAGGGCGUUGAAGGACAGGCGAAUUUAUCCAAUUAUGGAUGUGGCUCACCUUGGCUUAGCAAAAGGUGACAUAGAACAGGACUCUGCUCCCAUAAGAUUAUUCGUCCGAGAUGGUCACCAGUUUACAAUAAUUCAGACCUAUUCCAAAAGCCUGGGACUUUACGGGGAACGCGCCGGUUCUUUGGCGUUCAUCACGGUCAGCGCAGAGGAAGCGACCCGAGUGAGAUCUCAGUUGAAGAUCAUUAUGCGCGAGAUGUACUCCUGCCCCCCUGCACACGGUGUCCGUAUUGCAAACGAGAUCUUCACCGAUCCUGAGCUAAAAGAACAGUGGAUGCAGGACCUGAGGACUAUGACAAACAAGAUAAACUCCGCGCGCAAAGCGCUCAAGGAACACCUAGAUAAAACCGGAACGAAAUUAAACUGGGAUCACGUUACCAAUCAAGUCGGAAUGUCUUGGUUCAGUGGAUUGACUUUAGAACAGGUGAAAAGAUUGGGCAACGAACAUCACAUUUACGCGUCGGUGGACGGUCGGAUUGCAGUGUGUCGUAUAACCCCUGGAAAUGUGGAACGCGUCGCCAGAGCAUUGCAUGAGGUUACCAAGUAAAGAUUUCGUUCAUUCUUACAACUGUUUGAGCGAGGUUUUUGAAAUUAUCGGCUGUGUCUUAGCGAAAAAUCCCUCAACUUUAGU
Molecule: messenger RNA, 1372 nt
Organism: Diprion similis
Lineage: Eukaryota; Metazoa; Arthropoda; Insecta; Hymenoptera; Diprionidae
Product: aspartate aminotransferase, mitochondrial-like
Exons: 8
Coding region: 68-1288 (406 amino acids)
Biological process (GO): biosynthetic process; L-aspartate catabolic process
Cellular component (GO): mitochondrion
Molecular function (GO): L-aspartate:2-oxoglutarate transaminase activity; pyridoxal phosphate binding
Source: RefSeq, a predicted model, not a curated record